This is a messenger RNA of Lucilia sericata (common green bottle fly), 5189 nucleotides long. RefSeq lists its product as uncharacterized. Gene Ontology annotation, biological process: regulation of DNA-templated transcription. Gene Ontology annotation, molecular function: RNA polymerase II cis-regulatory region sequence-specific DNA binding; DNA-binding transcription factor activity, RNA polymerase II-specific. NCBI's taxonomy places the organism in Eukaryota, Metazoa, Arthropoda, Insecta, Diptera, Calliphoridae. The transcript has 4 exons. Bases 301 to 2787 code for a protein of 828 amino acids. The record is from RefSeq and is a predicted model, not a curated record.
CGUUAUGUCAAACAUACAAUAAAGUCAAAGAGUGCUGCGGCUGAAGAGAAAAAAUUUAUUUUGUGAAAUAUUUAAUAUUAUUUUUAAUAAAUUUUACACCUUAAAAUAGAAAAAAUAAUUAACAAAUAUUUACCAUUCUAAAGCCAGUGCUAACGGCAUGACAUAUUUCAAACAAAUAAAAUACAAACAAAAAGCAAAAAUUGUGUGAGAAAAAAUAAUUUUGUGAAGAAAACAAAACGGCCUGAAAAAAAAAUUGAAAAGAAAAGAAGAAAAAAACUUAAAUAAUUCUUAUUGUAUAUUAUGAAUGAAGACGACAAUAAAAUUAGUGCGAGUGUUGUGAACGAUCCUCAUCAGCAGCAGUCAAGUGGAAUAAGUGCAUGUCAAAAAAGAAAUCUAAUACGACUGCUGCGACGGUCACGAUCGACGGCAACCUCAAUGCCUGCAGCACCCCUGCAGGUGGACACCAAUAAUGAAUCGGGACCGGAACAGCAACAACUGCUAAAUGCUGCCUUCAAACAUCAUGAUAACAAGACAGUGCAGGCAACAAAAAAUAAUGCUUCCGGCAAAACGGACGUACCGCCGACAACGACGGUGUGUAAUAUGUGCUGUCGCAAGGAUGAAGUUUGUGUUAAUCUGCAAAAUAGUCAUGCAACCGUAUUGACUGUCAGUGAUAUUACGAGACUGCCAAGUUGGGAUAUCAGACAAAUUUUAGCUGCCGUUUGUUCUCGUUGCUUAGUUUAUAUUGGUGCUAUAACCGAAUCAUCUUCGAAAUUACGUAUGCGUUGCGAACAGGCUAUGCACAGCCAGACUGUUGUUUUAGCUCCACCCACACCCGAUACUAGUCCCAAUAAUUUUCUGCAAGUAACUACCACAUUACUGGAUGAUACAGCAGAUCACUCGAAUACUCUGCAACCACAACGCAAUUGCUAUGCUCCUGGUUAUUGUGAUGAUACAGCUAAUGAUUUGACCUUACCGCUUGCCACUGCAUCACCUCCUGCCCCUAAUCUAUUAUCGAAUCAAACAUUUGAUGCCAUAUCAAGAUCUCCUACGCCCACUAAUGCCGGACAUGAUUCAAUGUUAAGAAUACAUUAUGAGCGUCCCGUUUCCCCACUAAAUACCGAAUCAGGUGGGGGUGGUAAAAAUAAUAAACGCAGCUAUCAGCGUGUACAGGUUAUACCCGUCCAAAUGAUAUGUACACACUGUAAUCGUGCCUACUGGCGCAAGGAUUACUAUCGCAAACAUAUGCGUCGCUGUAGCGCCAAAAAUCGUUAUGCCAAAUCAAUGAUGCCAACACGUUCACGCAGUGCCAGUCGCUUGGAAUUGGAUACCAUAUCUGUGGCCUCGGAGGGAAAUGAACGUGUCACUUGUACGAAUCAGCCGCGUACAUAUCGUUGUAAUAUUUGUACUGUUACAGUGGAAAAUCUAGCUAAAUUACGUCAACACAAACGUAUACAUUUGCCACGUUACUACUGUGACAUUUGCAGCGGUGAGUAUACUUCACAAAAUGAUUAUGAUUUUCACCGGGUGGAAUGUAUAGCCAAAAAGGAAGUUUUUGAAAAAGGUUUAGAGGAUAUAAGAAAUGAAGUUAAAUCACCCGAACUAAAACCGGCCAGAAGAAGGACACGUUCCUAUUCAAAGGCAGCUUCAGUAGCCCCUAGUGUAGCAUCUUCUAAGGCGGAAACUGUUAAAAAAGUAAAAACUGGCAAAAGAGGUAGACCGCCUAAAAUUAAGCCAACAGAACAGUUGGCAGCAGCCAACGAUGAUGGUCAAUCUACCAUAACAAAUUAUGUUAAAAGGCACAAACAUCUUUACACCAAUGAGACAGAAAAUGAAAGUAACAAAACUACUUCACAACUAAACAAGGAACAUAAAAUUUUAAAAGCUAAAGACAAAGACAAAGAAAAACAAAAAAUAGAGGCAGAACAGAAUGACGAUGAUGAUGAUGAUGAAGACGAAGAAGACGAUGUCUCCCAAGCAGAUACUUUGUAUUCAAAACGUUUAUCUUUCACCAAUCACUGGGUGGAAGAGCACAGUAUAAGUUCACAUAGUCAUUUGUCGCAGAGCGACAACUAUAUUGAUGAAUAUAUGGAAGAUAUACCAUUUCGUUCUCUUAAGGAAUAUGAUCUUUAUUUACUUGAACGCUUAAAAAUUGAGGUGAGACUUAACUCGUUAACCUGUUUUGUGCCAGACUGUAGAUUCACCUGUACCACUCUCAAUGACAUGAUGGUGCAUGAUUAUAUCUAUCAUUUUAAAAAGCCUUGGUUUUAUUGCCACAAAUGUGGCUAUUGUUUUACCAGCAAAGUAUUUCUAGACUAUCACCUGGAUUUGCAGAAUAAAGGACGCUAUGUUUGCUAUAAAUGUGGCGGUCACUUUGAAUAUCAACAUCAAUUAGAUCGUCAUCUAAUACAACACAAUCGACUGAGCCGUAAUGGUGGUGAAAAAUAUAUUUGCCAUUGUUGUAAUUUUAAAUUCUUAGACGAGGAUAAACUUUUAAAACAUUGUCAUUAUGAAAAUCAUGAUUGGAAUGCCAAAAAACAUACCAUUGAAAUUGAUCAUACGAUGACCAUCUCUAAUAAAGUGCCGCCGCAAAAGAACAACAAAGAUCGUAGGAGUAAAAAAUAUCAAGUUAAAAUACUCAAUAUGGUAUUGCAACCGAUGCCUUCAAAACGCUGCGUACCCAUGGAAAAAUAUCGUUUACAUUUACCGCCACAUUUGCGUAUACCCAAUCGUAUUGGUCAAGUUGAAUUUCGUUAUCCCUCAAAUCCCAAUUGUGUAGGUUGUUUAUAGCGUCCAUAUAAAGGCAAGUAUAAUGUUUAAAUUUGUUUAGUCUUUGUUUUUGUUGUUUAUUAUUUUUUAUAUAUUCGUAUAAUUUAAUACUCUAGUUUGUAAUUUAGAAUUUGCCGGCAGAUUUUUUUAUUUCAUUUUUCUAAAAGUUUAUACAAAAUGUGUUAAAGAAUUUAUCAUAUUACAAUAUUAUUAGCAAAUAUUUGUUGUUCAAUAUAGUUUUAUCAAAUUAAAACAUCUAAUUAUUAAAACUACUUUGCUUCUCUAGAAAUGUUAAUCAUUUUUUUCUUUUUAAAGUUUAACAUUAAAGUUAACUUUUUAAUCAGAUUGCUCAAAUAAUGAUGUUUGUUGUUUAAUUGUGUAAUUUUGUUUGAAAAAGAAUAAAUAAGAUAUCAAAAUAUUCUCGAAAUAUAACGCAUUUACCACAUUUGCAUCACAAAUAAAAAUGGACAUUUUAAAGCAGACGCUUUUACUCUUAAUGGUAAAUAAGUCUAAUAUUGAAAACAUUAAUAAUACAGUUUGCUAUACAACAUUAUCAUUUACUAUUGCCCAUCUAAUUUGCAAUCCUUAAUAUCAUUACAAAUAAGUCUUGCAAAUAUGCAAGAUCAAAAAAGUGUUUCAAUGUCAAAUAAAAACAUAUUACAUUAUUAAAAAAAAGGAGGAGAAAUAUAAAAUUUUAGUAUAUUUCCUGAUCUAUAGUCUGAUAUACAGACUGGAUUAUAGUCUGAUCUAUAGACUUCUUUAUAAUAUGAACUACAAACAGGUCUGUAGUCUGAUCUGUAAACAGAUCUAUAGCCUAAUCUUUAGACUGAUCUAUAGAUGUGUAAUCUGAUCUUCAGUAGCUUGCAGUCUGAUCUAUAGAACGGUCUAUAGACAGAUCUAUAGUAUGGUCUAUAUACUGGUCUAUAAUAUAAUUUAUAGACUGAUCUGUAGCCUGGUCUGCAGCCUGGCCUAUAAACUGACCAAUAAUCUUAGUCUGUAUAGACUAAUCUGUUCAAUUGUUGAUCUACAUACUUGUGUAUAGAGGGAUCUAUAGUGUUAUGGCCUAUAGUAUUUAGAUCUAUACACUAAUCCAUAGACUUGAUCUAUAGACAGGACUAUCUGAUAUACAGAUAACUUUAUAAUAUGAUCUACAAACAAGCCUGUAGUCUGAUCUAUGGACUCAUAUAUAACAUGAUAUAUAGACUGAUCUAUAGAUAUAUAUAAUAUGAUCAUCUGACUGGAUUGUAGUCUAAUCAAUAGAAUGGACCGAUCUAUAGACUGGUAUACAGACUGAUAUUUAGACUGGCUUAUAGUAUGAUAUACAGACUGGACUAUAGUAAGAUCUAGAGACUGAACUAAAGACUAGUCUAUAGUCUGAUCCAUAUACUAGUCUAUAGACUGGCCUUUAGACAUAUAGACUGGUCUUAUAACCUUAUUUAUAGACGGAUGUAUAGUCUAAUCUAUAGACUGGUCUGUAGUCUGAUGUACGUACAGGAUUAUUGUUGAUCAUAAACUGAUAUAUAAUCUGGUCUAUAAACUGAUCUAUAAUCUGAUAUACGGACUAUAAAUCAGACUAUAUUCUGUUCUAAAGAAUUGUCUAUAGUCUGAUCUACAGACUAUUCUAUAGGCAAGUCAAUAGAAUGAUUUACAUCUCCAAGCUGAUCUAUAGAGUGUACUAUAGUAAGAUCUUUAUUUGGAUCUUCAAUCUGAUAUAAAGAAUAUAAUUUAGACUAUAUAUUUUGAUCUAUAGACUGGGCUAUAGUCUGAUCUAUAGACUGGGAUAUAGAGUAUAAACUGGGCUAUAGUCUGAUCUAUAGACUGAGCUAUAGUCUGAUCUAUAGACUUAUUUAUAGCCUUAUCUGCAGCAUAGACUAUAGACAAGUCUAUAGAAUGGCCAAUAGCCUGAUCUUUAUGAUGAUCUAUGGACUGUCCUAUCUUAUCUAUAGUUUGAUCUAUAGACUAGUCAAUAUAUUGCUCUAUGGUCUGACUUACAGACUUCUCUAUAGUCUGAUAACUAAAACUGGUCUAUAGAAGCAGCUUAAACGUUGAUAUCACCGACUGUAACCUACAGUUCUGGAACCAAAUAUUUCAUUGGUGUUACUUGCUCGUAAUAAUUCUAAUGAAACUUCAGUGUCUUUGGCUCUACAAUAAAAUACAAAUUUGCCUAACUUGCGUUUAAGGUUUAAAAACCAUUUAUCACACUGUUUUUUAUAUAAAAUACUCAGAAAAAGUAAAAAUGUUUUUUAUUUUAUUAAGUUUAUAAUUUAAACAAGUUUUUAGUUUAAAGUUACCCAAAUACUUAAUAUGUUCCUUUAUAUAUUUAUUGUUUUAUUAGUUUAGUUGCAAAAUUAAAUUAAAUAAUUAUUAAAUAACAUUUAAUGCAAGAGAAAAAAAAAAUAAAGCAUUUUGUACAAAACAAAAUA